Molecule: messenger RNA, 2544 nt
Organism: Urocitellus parryii (Arctic ground squirrel)
Lineage: Eukaryota; Metazoa; Chordata; Mammalia; Rodentia; Sciuridae
Gene: Dhx58
Product: DExH-box helicase 58
Biological process (GO): cytoplasmic pattern recognition receptor signaling pathway; antiviral innate immune response; negative regulation of RIG-I signaling pathway
Cellular component (GO): cytoplasm
Molecular function (GO): zinc ion binding; single-stranded RNA binding; ATP binding
Source: RefSeq, a predicted model, not a curated record
UCCAGGGCUGCCCAGAGAACCAGGCUGGGCUGGGCUGGGAUCCCAGAAUGGAGCUGCGACCUUACCAGUGGGAGGUGAUCAAGCCCGCCCUGGAGGGCAAGAACAUCAUCAUAUGGCUGCCCACUGGCUCGGGGAAGACCCGGGCAGCUGCUUAUGUGGCCAAGAGGCAUCUAGAGACUGUGGAUGGAGCCAAGGUUGUGGUGCUAGUCAACAGGGUGCAUCUGGUAACCCAGCAUGCUGAGGAGUUCAGUCGCAUGCUAGAUGGACGCUGGACCAUGACAACCCUGAGUGGGGACAUGGGGCCACGAGCUGGCUUUGGCCACAUGGCCCGAAGCCAUGACCUGGUCAUCUGUACAGCUGAGCUGCUACAGAUUGCACUGACCAGCCCUGAGGAGGAGGAGCACGUGGAACUCACAGCCUUCUCCUUGAUUGUGGUGGAUGAGUGUCACCACACACGCAAGGAUACCAUCUACAACAUCAUCCUCAGCCGGUACCUACAGCAUAAGCUGCAGAGGGCGCGGCCCCUACCCCAGGUGCUGGGUCUCACAGCCUCCCCAGGCACUGGUGGGGCCUCCAAGCUCAGCGGGGCCAUUGACCACAUCCUACAGCUCUGUGCUAACUUGGAUACAUGGCGCAUCAUGUCACCUGAGAAAUACCGCUCCCAGCUGCAAGAGCACAGUCCAAAGACAUGCAAGCAGUACGACCUCUGCCACAGGCGCAGGCAGGACCCAUUUGGGGAUUUGCUAAAGAAACUCAUGGAUCAAAUCCACGACCACCUGGAGAUGCCAGAGUUGAGCCGGGACUUUGGAACGCAGAUGUACGAGCAGCAGGUGGUGGAGCUGAGCAAGUCUGCUGCCGAGGCCGGGCUCCAGCAGCGACGGGUGUAUGCCCUUCACCUGCGGCGCUACAACGACGCACUGCUCAUCCAUGACACUGUCCGCGCAGUGGACGCUCUGACCUCUCUGCAGGAUUUCUACCACAGGGAACGUGCCACCAAAAMCCAGAUCCUKCGCGCUGAGCGCUGGCUGCUGGCACUGUUCGAUGGUCACAAGGAUAUGCUGACCCGAUUGGCUACUCACGGCCCUAAGAACCCAAAACUAGAGAUGCUCGAACAGAUUCUGCUGAAGCAGUUCGGGAGUGCUGACAACCCCCGUGGCAUCAUCUUUACCCGAACCCGCCAGAGUGCGCACUCCCUCCUGCUCUGGCUCCAGCAGCAGCCGGGCCUGCARUCAGUGGACAUCAGGGCUCAGAUGCUGAUUGGAGCUGGGAACAGCAGCCAGACCACCCACAUGACCCAGAGGGACCAGCAAGAAGUGAUCCGGAAGUUCCGACUUGGCUCUCUGAACCUUAUGGUAGCCACAAGCGUGGCUGAGGAGGGAUUGGACAUAGCCCAGUGCAAUGUGGUUGUGCGUUAUGGGCUCCUCACCAAUGAAAUCUCCAUGGUCCAGGCAAGGGGCCGAGCCCGGGCUGGUCAGAGCUUGUACUCAUUUGUGGCGACCGAGGGCAGUCGGGAACUGCGGAGGGAGCUGACCAAUGAGGCGCUGGAGGCUCUGAUGGAGCAGGCAGUGGCAGCUGUGCAGAGGAUGGACCAGGCCGAGUACCAGGCCAAGAUCCGGGAUCUGCAGCAGGCAGCCCUGAUCAAGCGAGCAGCCCGGGCCGCCCAACAGGAAAGUCAGAGGCAGCAGUUUUCAGCGGAGCAUGUGCAACUACUCUGCAUCAACUGUAUGGCGGCAGUGGGCCAUGGGAGUGACYUGCGGAAAGUAGAGGGCACCCACCACGUCAAUGUGAACCCCAACUUCUCGAUCUACUAUAAUGUCUCCCGGGAGCCCGUGGUCAUUGACAGAGUCUUUAAGGACUGGAGACCAGGGGGUACCAUUAGCUGCAGGAACUGUGGUGAGGUUUGGGGUCUGCAGAUGAUCUACAAGUCCGUGAAUCUACCAGCACUCAGAAUCCGCAGCAUGCUGCUGGAGACCCCCCGAGGGCGGAUCCAGGCCAAAAAAUGGUCCCGAGUGCCCUUCCCAGUGGCUGACUUCAACAUCCUGCAAGACUGUGCCCCGGGCCUGUCUGAUCUUUCCCUGGAAUGACUACCUCAUCCUGCAAUGUCUGACUUAAACUGCAGGGGGMAGUAGAGUCCACAACAGCCAUUAUCUUUCUCUGGGAAAAGCCUUGGUCCAAGCCUCUCCUUCCUGAAUCACCAGCCCUGGGCACUGUGCUGACCAGCUACAAAAGAACCCUUGGGCACCCUGGUUGUCUUCAAAUCCAAUAAGGAAGCAACUAGAAGGCCACAGCUCAGCCCCAGGCCCAUGGACCCACAUAUACUCGCCCUUUCUGUGUCUGUCUCUGUUGUGUUGGUGUGUCUGUCUGUCUGUCUCUCUCUCUCUGUCUCUCUCUCUGUCUCUCUCUGUCUCUCUCUCUCUCUCUCUCUCUCCUCUCACUCUCUCACACAUUUGCACUGGAUGGAGUUGGGGAAAUUGAGGCAGGAGAAUUGCCAUACUGUACUAGGAAUAACGUUUCUUUCCUGCCAAAGCCAUUUGUUUUCUUGGG